UACGCCUUAUGUAACCAAAUGCCUUCCGGGAACAGAAAAAAAGGAAGUAAAAAAUGAUCGACACCGCUAUGACGUUGUGUUACUGGAAUGUUUUCCAACUGUAACGUGGAAGUGACUGACUCCAGUCGACAUCGUUCACAGGAGCAAACAUGAGCUUUUUUCCGGAGUUUUCCAUAGAGACUUGGACUUUAAUAGCACUUGUCAUCAGUCUAAUCGCAGUAUAUGGAUAUGCUCCAUAUGGCUUUUUUAAGAAAAUAGGCAUCCCUGGACCCAGACCUUUGCCCUUUAUUGGGACAUUUUUGGAGUACAGAAAGGGCAUCCACAAUUUUGACACAGAAUGCUAUCAGAAAUAUGGAAAGGUGUGGGGACUGUACGACGGAAGACAGCCUUUACUGGCUAUAAUGGACACAGCUAUGAUCAAAACAAUCUUGGUUAAGGAGUGUUAUUCUGUCUUCACCAACAGACGGGAUCUGGGCAUAAAUGGACCCUUGCGUGACGCUGUAUCAAUAGUAGAAGAUGAGAAGUGGAAGAGGAUUCGCAGUGUACUCUCUCCAUCGUUCACCAGCGGACGCCUGAAAGAUAUGUACACAAUAAUGUUGCAGCACUCAAGCAAUCUGAUCAAGAGCCUUCACAUGAAAGUAGAGGCGGAUAAAGUCAUAGAAGUUAAAGAAGUAUUUGGACCUUACAGUAUGGAUGUUGUGACCAGCACUGCCUUCAGUGUGGACAUUGAUUCCAUCAACCAUCCAUCUGAUCCUUUUGUAGCAAACAUUAAGAGAAUGGUCAAGUUCAACUUAUUGAAUCCCUUACUUGUACUUGUGGUUCUGUUUCCAUUCUUGGUGCCAAUUAUUGAUGGAAUGGGUUUGUCAUUCUUCCCUGCUGAAGUGUUGAAUUUCUUCUUCAACUUUCUAAAGACGAUCAAAGCAGACCGGAAUAAGAAUGAGCACAAGAACCGAGUGGACUUCAUGCAGUUGAUGGUGGACUCUCAGAUGUCAGAGAAGAACAAAGAGGAUAAAAGCCCUGACAAAGGACUGACUGAUCAUGAGAUCCUGUCUCAGGCCAUGAUAUUCAUCUUUGCUGGCUAUGAAACCAGUAGCACCACACUGGGAUUUAUAGCCUACACCCUGGCAACCCACCCUCACAUCCAAAAAACCCUGCAAGAGGAGAUUGAUGAAACCUUCCCAGAAAAGGUUCGGCCAACUUAUGAAGCCCUGAUGCAGAUGGAAUACUUGGACAUGGUGAUUAAUGAGGCAAUGAGACUGUACCCCGUUGGUAAUCGAUUAGAGAGGAUCUCAAAGUCUUCUGUGGAAAUUAACGGUGUGACCAUCCCUAAAGGAACUGUCAUAAUGGUACCAGUUUACACUCUCCACCGUGACCCUGCUUUGUGGUCUGAGCCUGAGGCCUUCAAGCCUGAAAGGUUCAGCAAGGAGAACAAAGACAACAUCGAUCCAUAUGCCUUCCUACCCUUUGGAACAGGGCCAAGGAACUGUAUUGGCAUGCGAUUUGCUCUCUUGAUGAUGAGAUUGGCCAUAGUGGAGAUCCUUCAGAACUUCAGCUUUGUCACGUGCAAGGAGACAGAUAUUCCAAUGGAGCUGGGAACAGAUGGAUUUACAUCACCCAAGAAUCCCAUCAAACUGAAGCUGGAGCCCAGAGCAACCGUUGCUGAUCCUCUCUCAAGCUAACUCUGAUUAUCUGUAGCAACUAACUUUCUUUUUCAAACCAAUCUACAGCAUAGCAGUUACAUUUAAAACAAUUGAAAUAGACAGUCUUGUAGAACUUGCAUCCUUUCAAUAAGUAUUUCAAUAACAUAUUUUACUUUGCAUUACACAAUUCCAAUAAGAAGACUGUAAUGCCUAGCCAACAGCUUGGCUUGGUUCUACUAAACAAACCACUACUGAUAUUUUUGGCUUUCUCAUUCACUGAUAGUUUAGUUUAGUUUUGACUGAAAUUUGAUUCAUUCUGCAUGAUACUCUACAAUUCACUGAUGGCAUUACAGCCGUUCUUACAAUCACAUUUAAUUUUUUUCAUUUAUAUAAUGAAAAUGCUCACAUAUUAUUUGGUCAGUGUGUGGUCUCGCUGUUUUGUCAUCUUUUUGAAAUGGGUGUUCACAAUCCUUCAGCUGUAUCUAAUUUAGUUAUCUUGCUGUAUUUUUAGACAGACUGGUUGUCCUUAGUUAAAAAAAAUGUAAUGGCAGUUGUGUACAUGUCAAGGUACUUGUACUUCUGGAGUAUUUACAUUUUAUACUUUAUACUUCUUCUACAUUUACAGUAAUAGGUAAAUAUUAUAGCUACUCAACUCUACGAUUACUUGACAGCUAUAGUUGUUUUUUCAUACAAAAGAUAUGAUCCCUUUAUAAUGUAUGAUGCAAUGUUACAUUUUAAUAUAGUAUACAGUAUAUACAGUUGAAAUUAGAUCCACCUGGAGCCACCUCUAGCUCACCUGGUAGAAGUGUGCCCAUACAAGCUGAGUCCUUAUCCCCUCUCUCUUUCUCUCCACAUUUCCUGUCAUUCUCCAGCUGAUCUAUGAUGAAGGCAAUAAAAAAAUCUUUCAAUUCAAACA
This is a messenger RNA of Perca fluviatilis (European perch), 2556 nucleotides long. Its product is annotated as cytochrome P450 3A27-like. Lineage: Eukaryota; Metazoa; Chordata; Actinopteri; Perciformes; Percidae. Bases 150 to 1679 code for a protein of 509 amino acids. Gene Ontology annotation, molecular function: steroid hydroxylase activity; iron ion binding; heme binding. The transcript has 13 exons. The record is from RefSeq and is a predicted model, not a curated record.